This is a messenger RNA of Paramacrobiotus metropolitanus, 1438 nucleotides long. RefSeq lists its product as uncharacterized. NCBI's taxonomy places the organism in Eukaryota, Metazoa, Tardigrada, Eutardigrada, Parachela, Macrobiotidae. The transcript has 3 exons. The record is from RefSeq and is a predicted model, not a curated record. The coding region runs from base 81 to 1214 and encodes 377 amino acids.
ACACGCAUAAGUUGUCCAUAUACUAGGUGUCAGUCCGCGGUGCCUUUUUAUUCGAUCAGUCUCCUUUUUAUUGUCUCGAAAUGAACAUGAUGGAAAGUGUUGAUGCUGCAGAUCAUAGUGAAGAAGCUUUAUCCGAGCAAGGCGUCGAGAGCGAGGAAGUGGAACUGGACGUUUCCAAAGACCAGCAGGUUAUCCCCAUGCAGAGUGCAUAUGAAGGUUUGUUGGAAAAUGGCGCAGGAGAAGAAGUGGAAGGUUAUGUGGCCGUAUCAGUGGGCAUUAAUCGAUUUAUUCAACCGAAAAUGUUUGCUGCUUUGCUGUUUGAAGCCGCGGAUGGCAGAAUGCCCUGGAUCAGUAACACCGUCCCGCAGAAGAUUAUGGUCAACAGCUUGUUUGUGGUGAACCUGCGGGCUUUGGAUUCGGAUUCGGCGAUUCUCAAGGAUGGACUGGGUGCGUGGAUUCAGAAUUGCGGAAAAGUGACGAACUACUUCACAUGGGACAGCGCCACGGAAGAGCCUAAGGAAGUUAAAGGUGGCUCGGACUCCGGUUCCGACUGCUACGAAUUUGUCCGCCGGAUUGAUAAGAACGGCAGUAAUCUCAACUUCACCCGGGUAAUCGUCAUCUGUCCACAACUUGGACUGGCCGCUCUGCAGUAUUUUUUCAAGGGCGUGCCAGAGCAACCUUUCGAGAUCUCAUAUCAACGACCAAAGAAGAACCUCAACGUAAAUGCGCACCCUCCUCGAAUUCUGGCUACCAUACCACGCGACAGGAAACGUAAGAUCGGUCAACUGGACAUUUUGCCUGGUCAAGUGGGUGGCGCGGCAGUUGCAUCGGGGACCGACGUUGUUGAUCAUCCCGGCCCGAAGCGCAUCUUUCGACCUUUUCUUCCCCGUUCAUCACCGCAUCUCGAUGAAAACGGCUCGCCACCGACAGAUAUUAAUCCGGAGACGCUGAUCACUGUGUUUCGAUCGCAUCUCGCGGCGGAAAGGCAGGACAAAGCAGAGGAGCGAAAGUUGAGGAGGGAGGAGCUGGAGGCAAGGCGUAAAGAAAGGCUGGAAGAUCGAGAAAUGCAAAAGCAGGAGAUGGAAUUAAGAAGACAAGAGCUGCGCAUGCAGGAAACCAAGAUGGCUUUGGAACAACAAAAAUGGGAAAUCGAGAGGAAGGAAAAAGAAUUAUUUUUUGAGCUGUUGAAGCGAAAAUUGACGGAUGGAAUAUGAUAUUUGUUCAUUCGGCAGGCGCUGGUUUGCGCCGUAAAUCGCCAGCAAUUGUUUUCCAAAAUUCAUCAUGCCUGACUUUCAUUCUUGAUCUGUCGGAAGAACCCUAUAUUUUAGAUUCCAGUCGGCGCAAUGCCGACCGUGAUGGUUGAUUAGAGGAGAGAAAUUUUGUUUCCCGGAUCUAAUGCACAUUUACUUUGGUUUUAAUGUUUUAUGUACAUAAUUAA